This is a messenger RNA of Penicillium lagena, 1473 nucleotides long. RefSeq names its product MFS general substrate transporter. The record is from RefSeq and is a predicted model, not a curated record. Gene Ontology annotation, molecular function: transmembrane transporter activity. Gene Ontology annotation, biological process: transmembrane transport. Gene Ontology annotation, cellular component: membrane. Lineage: Eukaryota; Fungi; Ascomycota; Eurotiomycetes; Eurotiales; Aspergillaceae. The transcript has 11 exons. Bases 1 to 1473 code for a protein of 490 amino acids.
AUGUCUGGCUCGAAAGGCACUGCCUCUGAUCAUCCAGAACACACAGAGUCUGUUAAGAAUGAUACCAAUCGAGUGGCUGGUCAGAUGCCAGAAUGCCUUCUGAACCUUACCGAAGAAGAGAGGUGUCACAUGGAACAGAAGCUUGUUCGCAAAGUUGACGUGAGGCUACUUAUCAUGAUCGUACUGAUGUAUAUUUUGAACUACUUGGAUCGAAACAAUAUCGCUUCCGCAAAAUUGGCCGGCCUUGCUGAGGAUCUCAAACUUCAUGGAAACCAGUACCAGACAUCUGUCAGCAUUCUAUUUGUCGGUUACCUUCUGAUGCAGGUACCUUCAAACAUGAUUCUCAACAAAUUUGGCAGGCCAUCGAUUUAUCUUCCUGGCUGCAUGUUUGUAUGGGGUGUGAUAUCCAGUUUAACUGCAGCCUGUCAAAAUUACGGAGGGCUUCUGGCCUGCCGCUUUGUUCUUGGUUUUGUUGAGGCCGCUUACUUUCCCGGCUGUCUUUACCUUCUCUCCGCUUGGUACACACGGAAAGAGCUCACCAAACGCACGGCACUCCUAUACUCAGGCUCACUUCUCUCGGGAGCAUUCUCUGGAUUGAUCGCUGCAGGUAUUACCAAUGGACUCAAUGGUGCUCGAGGCAUUGCUGCUUGGCGAUGGCUGUUUAUAAUUGAAGGAGCAAUGACGAUAUUUGUGUCUCUUAUGGCCAUAUUUAUAAUCCCUGAUUUACCUCGAACAACUUCGUGGCUCACUGAAGACGAGAAAGCUCUUGCAGCCUGGAGACUAGAAGCAGAUAUUGGCGAAGACGACUGGGUUGACAGCGAGCAUCAGUCCAUGCUUCAUGGCGCAAAGCUUGCCUUCAAAGACUACAAAGUAUGGCUACUCCUAGGCCUUAUCUACGGCUACACCUCUGCAGGGGCAGUGACGACAUUUUUCCCCAUUGUGAUGGCUGGUCUGGGCAAGAGUGAUACAGUGACACUGCUGCUCACCACUCCCCCAUAUUUGAUUGGCACAAUUCUGGUGCUUCUCAAUGCGUGGCACGCAGACAAAACGGUUGCCACAACAUCUUUCGCUCCCCGAUAUGUUGCAAUGUGCUUGAUGAUUGGGGCCAUAUACGGUGGCUACGUUGUAGCACUGGGAUAUAUUUCAAACGUUCUUCCUAGGCCAGCCGCAAAGCGAGCCGCAGCUCUUGCCCUCAUUAAUGCCUUGAGCAAUGUCUGCCAGAUCUAUACUCCGUAUCUUUACUACGACUCUGCUGCACCAAGAUACGUAGCGGCAUUUUGCUUUAACAUAGCCAUGCUAGCUAUGACCGUCUGCUUUGCCACAGUCAUUCGAGUUGUGCUUAGUCGGCUGAAUAAGAAGCUAGAUGAGGAAGAAGGGACUCAUCUUGCGGAUAACCAGGCCCAGCAGACGGAGAAUGAGGAACAUGGUCUUCCCGGUCAAGCCGUUAGUCAAGGCUUCCGGUUCUUGCUCUAA